CCCGCCCAGGCGCACUCUUCAACACGCGCUAUCGUGGUAACAGCCGAACUUCUACUCCAGAAACUGAAGACGUUGAAAUGGCGCAAAACAUCUUAACUCUCUCCGUCAUGGCGGUGCUGGUAUUUUCAGUCGGAGUCAGCGCUAAACGUGGUUGUUCAGCCUUCGGGCACUCCUGCUUCGGCGGCCACGGGAAGAGAUCUGGUGACUCCGGUGACAAUAUGAUGGAUACAUCGAACUCCGAGCUCAUGGCUAAUCGGCAGCUCGGUCAAGAGGAAACUCCGCCACAUCCCAUAUAUCCCCACUCUGGAUACGGAAACCUGCCUGGUGACGACAUCAUCCCUGUUAGAGAUGGAGGCGUAUAUGAUCGGGAGGAAAACAAUAUGAGAGAUGCUGUCAAAAUGAAGUUACGUAACAUUCUGAAAUACUGGAUGGAUAACUACAGGCGAUCAAGAUUGAACAACGAGGACGGGUAUUACAUUGAGAAUUUGUAAACUAUGAAAUUACGCUUGAAUAAUUAAAUAAUAAUUGAUUAAGAAAGAAGCUUGAUUAUAACAUCUCAUUAAUUAGUUAAAUUAAUUAAAAAGUCUCCCCAACCAAUGUUUUAUUAAAAAAUAAUAUCGUGUAAUUUUACAUUCGCUAUGUCAAAAAUGACGUUAGACGUCAUAAUGACGUUAACUUUUUUAAAUUUUUGUGUAAUAUAUCAAGCUUAUUUCGUUAACAAAAUGUGUCGACUGUUUAAAAGUAUUUCAAAUAACUUCGUAUUGUAUUUAUUGUAGAUUCAAAUCGUCAAUUAUGAGUAAAAAAAAAAGAAAAAAAAAGAUAUAGAAAAGGCUGGGUUUUCGUUAAUUAUGACUUGUAUAUCUUGUAUUUUUACCUAUAAAUUAAUAUUUUAGGCUCAUAUGUUUGUAUAGUGUAACCUUAUUAGUCAUUUUUUUUUAAUAAAUUACAAAUUAAAGUUUAAAAUUGAAUAACGAAGUAAAUACAUAGAAUAAAA
Messenger RNA from Vanessa tameamea, 994 nucleotides. RefSeq names its product neuropeptide CCHamide-2 (gene CCHa2). NCBI's taxonomy places the organism in Eukaryota, Metazoa, Arthropoda, Insecta, Lepidoptera, Nymphalidae. The transcript has 6 exons. The record is from RefSeq and is a predicted model, not a curated record. The coding region runs from base 78 to 491 and encodes 137 amino acids. Gene Ontology annotation, biological process: neuropeptide signaling pathway. Gene Ontology annotation, molecular function: neuropeptide hormone activity.